UGUGAGUGUGUAGUACGAGAUUGAAAGAGUUUGCCCGGGUGUUCUGGGAAUGUUCCCCCGGCGCGAAGAGUGGAAUAUUUCCUUUGCGGGAUGCGGUUUCCGAAGCGUUUACUACCUGGGAGCAGCGGCGUGCAUCCUGGAGCGAGCGCCGCGCUUGGUGUAUGGAGCCUCCAAGAUCUGCGGCGCGUCUUCGGGAUGCCUGGUGGCCGCGGCGUUGACUGUGGGACUCCCCAUCGAAGAUUUGUUUGCGGACUUGUUGGCGGCGGCCAAAGAGGCCAGAAAACAUUGCCUGAGCGUCUUCCACCCGACCUUCAGCCUCCUGCGAACGCUGCGCGACUCCCUCCGAGAGAAACUUCCGGAAGAUGCCCACAGGCGUGCCUCAGGGAGGCUGUGCGUGUCGCUCACCAGGAUGAGCGACGGGAGCAAUGUUCUGGUGUCUCACUUUGACAGUAGGGAGGAGCUUAUACAGGUGCUAAUGUGCAGCUGCUUCUUUCCCGUCUACUGCGGCUUCUUCCCGCCCUCCUACCGCGGACAGUUUUACAUUGAUGGGGCCCUGAGCAACAACAUGCCGCUGCUGGAACUUCCUAACACCAUCACGGUGGCGCCGUUCUGCAGCGAGAGCGACAUUAGCCCCAAAGACGGCGCAUGGGCUACCAUCUCCGUGCACUGCUGUAAUCUCAGCAUCCAGGUGACUGCGGGAAACGUGCGACGCAUCUACACCUCCUUCCUGCCUCCCGCCCCAGAGGAACUGGCUGAGAUAUUCCACAGUGGCUACAAGGAUGCUCUUCACUUCCUGAGACAAGAGGAACUACUCGGAAGAUCUUCGGACGAGGUGGAAGUUUCAAUGGCAGCCUUUGGGGGACAACACUUGGGGUUGGAGCAUAAACAUCCACAAAGCCUCCCGCUCAAAGUUAAGAAAUCACUGUGUGUGGCGUGUAGGAAUGCAGGCGAUAUCCCAAGAAGCCAGAGCUCAAGUCCAUUCGAAGGAUUUUACUCCAUGCUGACUCCACUGGUGUUGACGCUAGAGCUGAUCUUGUUCCUUUUAAAGAGCCUGCUGAAAAUGACCAACAAGCAGCAAAGACAAAGUGGUUGCCAUGACAACAACAGCAGGUUUGUGUGCGCGUUUACGUACAAUUUUAAAGGUGCUUUGGAGGUUUUUUGUGCUGAAUUAAAUCAAUGUAAAGGCAUUUGAAUAACUCGAAUGUAAAUGCAUUAAUUAAAAAAAAAGUGUAAAUUUUUACUUAUUUAAUGAACGGCCUUUUUAG
Molecule: messenger RNA, 1265 nt
Organism: Syngnathoides biaculeatus (alligator pipefish)
Lineage: Eukaryota; Metazoa; Chordata; Actinopteri; Syngnathiformes; Syngnathidae
Product: patatin-like phospholipase domain-containing protein 2
Exons: 8
Coding region: 50-1192 (380 amino acids)
Biological process (GO): lipid homeostasis; triglyceride catabolic process
Cellular component (GO): lipid droplet; cytoplasm; membrane
Molecular function (GO): triacylglycerol lipase activity
Source: RefSeq, a predicted model, not a curated record